Molecule: messenger RNA, 2283 nt
Organism: Xiphias gladius (swordfish)
Lineage: Eukaryota; Metazoa; Chordata; Actinopteri; Istiophoriformes; Xiphiidae
Product: alpha-1,6-mannosylglycoprotein 6-beta-N-acetylglucosaminyltransferase A-like
Exons: 18
Coding region: 1-2283 (760 amino acids)
Biological process (GO): protein N-linked glycosylation
Cellular component (GO): Golgi apparatus
Molecular function (GO): alpha-1,6-mannosylglycoprotein 6-beta-N-acetylglucosaminyltransferase activity
Source: RefSeq, a predicted model, not a curated record
AUGAAAAAACUAAAGCACAUGUCUUGGAGGACAGUGUGGGUGCUGCUGGGCGUUGGUUUCAUCUGGUGUCUGAGUUUUCCAUAUUUCAUCCUGAGCAAUGCUGACCAGGAGGGCAUAGGUGUGACUGGUCACAACAGACUGGGGCAACAUGGCAAACUGUGGAUAGAAAAAAGCAGGGCUGAAGACAUAAUGAAGAGUAUUAUCAAGUUUGGGGAUGAUCUCCUGAACAUCAUGGAAUACUCUGAUGCUUUCUCUCCCCUACCUCCUUUGAAGGACUACAAAGAAGAAUUUAAGGCACUCCAGAUUAAAAUGGAGGCAGAGAAAGAAAAAGGACAAAUGAAGAAUGAGAUGAUAAAGGAGCUGCGUUCUGAUAAAGUCCAUCUGGAGCAACAAUUGACUCACUUGGAGGGACUCCUAAAGCUAAUGGCGGAGAAGGGACAGAAAAAAGUCCAACAAAUAAAAUCUGAUGAUCAAAUCAAAGAGGAUGAAAAUUGCCCACUGCCACCCAUGGAUGGAUACCCAAACUGUGAGGGGAAAUUGAAGUGGAUGAGGGAAAUGUGGAAGACUGAUCCUUGUUAUAGCAGUUAUGGGGUGAAUGGGUCCCUGUGCUCCAUCCUCAUCUACCUCAGCGAGAUAGAAUCCUGGUGCCCUUUGCUUCCAGGCCGAGAGGUCUCAUCAGCUCAAGUGGAAAACUCUAAGACGGGGUCUGACCAAGCUGUGGUACGGGCAAGUCUAGAAGGUCUGUAUCCAUCUCUGGAAAAAAGAGUCCAGUUUCGAUGGAUUCACCAAAGAAUUCAAAGUAUGGAAGAGAUUUGGGUCGAAGCCGGACGCUCUUUUUCAGCCAAAUACAUCCUCACAGAGCAGAAAGCCAAACAGAUCCUUGUGCAUCCCGGUGUGGUGACAGAAGAAUCAGGUCUAAAAAUAGCAGAGAAUGCAUUCAAUGGUGGCCCUCUUGGGGAACUAGUCCAGUGGAGUGACCUCAUCUCAACACUUCACAUCCUAGGUCACCAUCUUCACUUUUCUGCCUCUAUAGCUGAUCUGAAGGAUUUUCUAGGGGUUAAGACAGGUGGUUGCCCACCUCCUCAUUCAAAAGUGGAAGCAAACCUGAUCUAUACAGACAUUAUUGGCCUUAGACAGUUUCAGAAAGUACUUCAGACAUCCUGGAUCAAAUACAAAUGUAGGAUUCGUGUUUUGGAUUCUUUUGGAACUGAGCCAGACUUCAAUCAUGCAGCUUGGGCCCAAAAGCACAACCUUAAGAGUCCAUUUGGAGGCCUCAAUCUGAUCCCAGCGCAGUUCUACUCCAUGUUCCCUCAUACACCAGACAACACUUUCCUGGGCUUUGUGGUGCAGCACCAGCUGAACUCUGGAGAAACUGAGCUGCUCAAAUCUACCAAGAGACAAAACCAGGCUCUCGUGUAUGGCAAGAAUGCCAAGUUUUGGAAGGGAAAAGGGGCUUAUCUGGAUAUUAUCCACAAGUACUUGGAGAUCCAUGGGACAGUUGACGACAGCACUCCGAUUCCAAGCUAUGUGAAAAACCACGGCAUUAUCAAAGGGACUGAGGUGCAGACCCUGCUCAGACAGAGCAAGGUUUUUGUGGGGUUGUCUUUCCCAUAUGAAGGCCCUGCCCCGCUGGAGGCCUUAGCCAAUGGUUGUGUUUUCCUGAACCCCAGGUUACACCCUCCGCAGAGCAGCUUGAACACACAGUUCUUCAAAGGAAAGCCCAACCUCAGAGAGCUGACAUCGCAGCAUCCUUAUCUUGAGGCCAUAGGAGAGCCCUAUGUAUGGAUGGUAGAUAUGUACAACAAAACAGAUGUGGAGAACGCUCUCACUGCUAUACUCAAACAAAAUAUUGAGCCCUACCUUCCCUUUGAGUUAACUUGUGAAGGAAUGCUCCAGAGGGUCAACAUCCUGAUUGAAAAACAGGACUUCUGCUCCAGUACAGGGAGCUGGCCCCCACUGAGCGCGCUCCAGGUGUUGAAGGCAGAGGCAGGUACUUCCUGUAAACAGGCAUGCCAGAGGGUGGGGCUGAUCUGUGAACCGGCAUUCUUCCCAUAUCUUAACAGCAGCAAGAAUCUUGCCAACUACAGUGUAGAUUGUCAAACAUCAGAGGUUUCUGACAGUCACGUGGUGCUCCCAGCCUACAACCACAGUCGUAAACACUGUCUGUUCCAGUCUGAUCCCCUGCUCUUCAGCUGUGUGAGAUCGACCCAGUCCCUGAUUCGCAUCUGCCCCUGUAGGGACUACAUUAAGGAUCAGAUAGCCCUAUGCAGGGCGUGUGUCUAA